This is a messenger RNA of Girardinichthys multiradiatus, 3352 nucleotides long. RefSeq names its product centrosomal protein 126 (gene cep126). Bases 278 to 3292 code for a protein of 1004 amino acids. The transcript is spliced from 11 exons. NCBI's taxonomy places the organism in Eukaryota, Metazoa, Chordata, Actinopteri, Cyprinodontiformes, Goodeidae. Gene Ontology annotation, biological process: mitotic spindle organization; non-motile cilium assembly; cytoplasmic microtubule organization. The record is from RefSeq and is a predicted model, not a curated record. Gene Ontology annotation, cellular component: centrosome; midbody; ciliary base.
ACUGCGUCUGAGGUUGCUAUCAUGGAGGGACUGUACACAGAGCAGAAGCGGAAACUCGUACCUUUCUCCAUCAAAUGACUUUUCCCUGUAGUUUUAAACGAAACCCAGAGACUCCUGCGGUCUUUAUGGGAAAACAUGUCACUACUUAGAUUUGAAUAUUGUACACUGAAAACGGAUGACUGAAUUAACAUUUAACGACGUGACGUAGUGAAAACAGGCAGCGGCUCAGAGUUGGACCUGGACCUGUCUUGUUCAUUAAAAACCAGAUAUUGGGAGGAUGCACGCUCUACAAGGACACUUCUCCUACCUCUUAAAUUCCGGGCUGGGAUCUGACGGAAAUCUCGAAAAUGAGAGGCAACAUUUGGCUCAGCAGCAGAAGUUAAGCAAAGCCCGAGCUCGCCAAUUUUUGCUGGAAACCAAUCGACGCAGAAAGUCAGUUUACAUCUUUGCUUUGGCUUUGGAUGAACGUCGGAAGCAGUGGGACAUUCAAGAGCAGCGCCUAAGAGAGAACAUCCUUCAACAGCGUAGACAGCAAGUACAGGAUGCAACCCAGCGCUUUCAGAGAGCCCAUCUACCUCCUUCGGAGAGAUACAGGCAAACUGCCAGAAAAAAUGCCACAAAUAUUGAAGACGCACUUAGUCAAAUCCAAGGCUCGUUGAGUUGUUAUACCCAGAACCCCUCUGUUCUGUCAACCACGAACACUCGCAGUUGCCCUCUGUCUAGGAAGCCUCCUACAGGUUCUAAAUCCUCUCAUCACCAAGCACUCUCUGCUGUGGAGGCCUACGCUAAACUGCUUCAGGAGCAGCGCACGAUAGAGGAUGGGCUGCAGGAUCACAGUCCAGAGGGAAGCCAGCUGUCUGAUUCCUGUGUUUCUGAAAGCCUAUCAAGUAAGGACAGCUUGGAGAAUGAGGACUCAAACCAAAGCACAUUACGUUCCCAGAGUUCCUACUCAUCAUUUUCUCUCGACAUCGAGAACCAGAGAAAGCGAUACGAUUUAACUCCAACAUCAGACCCAACUUCAGUCUCAGCAAUGAUGCUUCUUGAUCAAAAUCCAGCCCAGCUUGGAAAAAUUAAUGAAUGCAAGAAAGAAAAACAAGAAGAUUCUAAGUGUACUAAUAAUGACGUGGUUGUUUCUAAAACUUUCACACCUGAAAAGCAAACACCUAAAAUAGACCUCACUCACAAUCCCCUCCCUCUUAAGGAUUGUGACUUGUUAACUCUUUUGACACCUAUUAAUGGAGACUCAAAGCACUUUGAGGUAAAGUGCUUGAUAAACAGUCACAACCUUCUGGUAACAAAUGAAGGUGGUACUGUUGAUACUGAAGUGGAAGCUUUAUAUCCUGGAGAAAAGGCUUUGUUGGAUUUUAGAUCUCAGAUGGUCCAUGAUGGCAGUCAGAUAAACUAUCCUUCCACUCAAUACGUUCCUUUUUCUACUGAAAAUGGCAUUUUAUUUGAGACACAGUUGAAAAAAAGCACAGCCAAAAAUCACUUAAAUGAUAUAGUCCUUUUCCAUACAGAGAAAAAAAACUUCCACCUGUCAUCUGAAAAAGAAACCUGUGCUUCCAUAAAUAAUCUCAAUAAAGUCUCAAACCUAAUGUACAAAACAGAGAAGCCCAUAAAUGCAGUAUCGCUAUCACAUGAAAGCUUAUCUAAUAUUCAGUCAAAGUCAGAUAAAUUUAACUGUCCAAAAGAAGAAGAUAAAAGAGUACCUUUGUCAGUGGCCUCUUCUCAUUCAGUAUGUGACGUCAGAUUUCUUAAAGGAAUCCUCAAAAAACAGUCCACAUAUACUUCAGAAGAUUCCUAUUUGUAUGACUCGGGACAUUUAGUUUUGGCAAAGCAUGUAGCGUUAACGAUAAGAGACAGUAUUGAAUUGACAAGAGCAAAAACAAAGGAUAAGGUGGUCAAUAACACCAUAAAAAAGAAGCUUCGUUGGUUUGAUGAAGUCCGUCCAGAAAAGGAGGCUAAAGAGCAAAACACAAUGAAACAGAAUAAAGACAUGCCUUACAGUCUGUCUCACCCAACAAACAACUCAAAGGACCACCAUCCAAGUAUUACUAUGGAAUCGAGUUCUUCAAAGUCUGGACCCAAAAUGACCCCUGCAGACUCUGCUGGUUAUCACUUUACAAAAGGAGCAUGGACAGAUGUUGGGGUUCAAGUCAACUUGCCCCAGGAGCAAGUAGACGGGGUCAAGGUGCUGCGUACCAGCGCUAGGACCGGUGGGCCAAGGGCCCCUCAGAGGAAUCGUAGUGUCAGAGCUGGUGGGGGUCCUGUUUCCUCACGGACAAGAAAGGGCACUGUCAUACGACCUCAAUCUGCCACCGAGGUGAGUCAGAUUGCUCAAACCCAGGGGAAGAUCAUAGUGCCCCGCCCACCUCCUCGGACAGAGCCACUGGAAGAAAAUACAUCUUGCAUCAGCACGACUCCAUCUGGCACAAACCACACCACCUUCAGCUAUAAACAGGCCUUCGUUACAGCGGAGGCUCUGUGCAAGAACAACUCAAUGGAGAUAUUCUCACCUAACAAGCAUCAUCCAGUCACAGCAGACUCUACUGUUAUGUACACAAUAACACCACAUUCAUAUCCCUGCCCAGCCUGCCCAUUCCUAAACCCCAACGCAAAGGGCAAACCCAGUUCAGGACAUCAGGGGACUGACGACAUCAACAAUAGAGGAAGAGGUAUGAUGAAUAAGAAAGGCCUCUGUCUGCACAGCACCCCCACAGACGAGGAGAUUUCACAGCUCUGGCAUGGAGUCCGCAGUGCCCUAAACACAAAGGAUGCUAAACCUGUCCUUACAAAGCAAACCCUGGACAGCAUGAAAGUCUGCAGAAAACCCUGUACUGAGCAGAGCACACAACCUCUUGGCUCAGGAAGCAGAAGACUUCUUCAGAGUUCUCAGAACACUGAGGUAAUCAGACCAGGUCCAAGAACUUGCAACACAGUCUCUCCAAACGAAGGGUUUGAGAGUGCAGCCCAGUUACAGAUGGCUGAAGUGCAUCCUGAAGGCUUUGUUAAACAGAAUCAGAUUGUGGCCAUCAUGGAGAGAGCCCAACCACAGAGCCAUGAAAGAGUGCAGGAGGGCCUCACCACCCUUUCUCUAGAAGAGAGGAAAAUCAUGCUGUCUCUGGAGAGACUCAACCGCCAGCUGUACUGUUUGAAAGAGCAUCCGGGGGGCAGAGAUGACAAUAAGGGUAAUUUAAUUACUGGUACACCCUUUACCAAAGAAGCAAAAAUUUCAAAUAAUCACAAGCACCGAGGAUCUGCAAUCCAGCUUCAUUACCAGAAGAAAAUGUAACAUGUUUUAUUCUUCAGUCUCACCAGUUCUUACAUAAAACGUUUUAUUACUGAAAACGUA